AACCCCAUCACCUCCCGAAUUUUGAUUCAUUUGUCCUGCUAGUUGGCUCCUCAUACAAUUUUUUAAAUUCCAGCUAUGGAUAGAGCUGAACUUGUCCCUGUGACUGCUCUAGAGCAUUUACAACCGUCCCCUGGAGGUAAAUGGACUGUCGCUGGCAAAACAAAACAAGGAGCCUGCUUUUCCUAUACCGCCAGGGACGGGUCAACGAACCUAACAUACAACAUCUACCCGUGCAUCGCAGAAGAAGAAGUCACGACUCAAUGUGCGUCUUUUCUCUAUAGAUAUGAAGACAAGGAUCGUCUUGCAUCUCUGCCACGACUCAACAAAGUUGAAAGGACGACUCCUAAACAGAUAUGGACACCGAUCUCCGAACCUCAAAAUCAAGAGCGACAAGAACCUAUCUCAUAUGCUCCUGUACCAUUUGCUGAGGGUCGUGAAACACUCCCACAAGACUUAACCAAUUUUGACUUCAAUCUCUUUUCUAUGGAAACCGGCAUCGACAAUGCAUUCGUAGACGCCGUGAUGGAAGGAAGCGUCGAUAACGCCCUGGUCUACAACCACAGCGGUGUCUAUCAACAGGAAACAUUCGAAGCGUUUCCGAUUUCCGACGGGCUUCAAGGAACUGUUACCAACGAGUUCAAAAGCGUUGAGAACGAUCUUUUCAGCACGCUAUGGAGGGAUUACGGCACAGGAGAAGCACCUUUCAAUUUUCCAAGUGGACAGUAGACUGCUAAAUAGCACCAUUUCUUAUUUGUUGGGCAGGUAGAGUGAAAAGAAACUUUUUCAUCUGCAAUAAUCAGACGACAUGAUCCUUGCGAGCAUCCUCCUCUUGAAAAGCAACAUGCAACUUUGCUGUCCAGAACGGACGGAUCUGUCAUAGCACUAGGAAAUCCAUAGAAUACCAAGACGACUAUUCUCUCCCAAUCACAAGUUUAGGCGAAGAAUUCCUCCACUUCUCC
Messenger RNA from [Torrubiella] hemipterigena, 959 nucleotides. The record is from the annotation of a GenBank genome assembly. Lineage: Eukaryota; Fungi; Ascomycota; Sordariomycetes; Hypocreales; Clavicipitaceae.